Molecule: messenger RNA, 7328 nt
Organism: Conger conger (European conger)
Lineage: Eukaryota; Metazoa; Chordata; Actinopteri; Anguilliformes; Congridae
Product: IgGFc-binding protein-like
Exons: 18
Coding region: 1-7158 (2385 amino acids)
Molecular function (GO): protein binding
Source: RefSeq, a predicted model, not a curated record
AUGGCUGCAUAUGAGGAACCUGAGCUUGCCAUCCAGACCACCUGCAACAGCGUCAUCCUCACCUUCCUCUCCACCCUGAGCUUCCCUCAGCCCACUGUGCUGUGGAGAACCAAGACAGGAAGUGACAUCACCAACCGGAGCAACACCACUAUGGUCCUGAAAGAAGGGGGAAAACAUUAUGAGGUGGUGAACGAGAUGGUGCUGAAGCAGAGUGACCCACACGAUUGGACUGUCACAUUUGAGAUGAGGCUGGAGCUCCUCAACCAGAGCUUCUCCCACUCUGUCAGCCUCCGCCCACUCCCACCUGCUGAUGGAUGUCCUGUUGGAAGGGACUUUCUAACAGCCUUCAUGGCAAACUUCAAAACUAGUAACUACUAUGCGGGCCUUCAACUGGCUAUCACUGCACACAAGACCAAUGCCAACGUGAGGCUGGAAGUCAAGGGCAUACGCUACACCAAAAAUGUGCUUGUUAAAAAAAGGUCCACUGUGCGAGUCCCCAUACCAUCUAAGGCUGAGAUAUGGAACCCAGGGUCAUCUGGCAAAACUCUGCAGAUCUCCUCUGAUGCUGACAUCUCUGUGGUGGCAUUCAACUACAAGCCAAGUACCGGGGAUAGCAGCAUAGUGUUUCCCACAACCGAACUGGACACCAAGUACAUGAUCUACACUCCCGAAACUGUCUCCAAUAAACACGACAAGCUAGUCGCCAUCAUCAAUGGCGAUCACAAGAACACAGUUAAUCUCCUCCCCUACAGAGACAUGAAAGUCAAAGGCAUGGCUAGGUGGAAGAAGGGUGUGAAGGUGACCAUCAAAAUGGCCCCGUAUGAGGUUUACCAACUCCGAAGCAGGGUGUCCCUCACAGGCACUGAAAUUAAAGCUAGUCGUCCGGUGGCUGUCUUGGCCGGGCACCAGUGCGCCAAGGCAGGUAUAUUCUGCUCACAUCUCUUCCAGCAGCUUUUGCCAGUGCAGAAGCUCACCACCCAUUGGCUGCUCAAUGGCCUGUACACCAGCUUGCCACUCGAACUGGAAGAUGGAAAAUUGUCCAUCAUCCGCAUUGGGUACUUUGGAGUGGUAAGCACUGACUUUGGCCUGAAAUUGAAAUUCGACUGGCACAGCAAAGUCAAGCUCACUCUUCCAGGCCCCUAUUCCGGGAAACUGGGUGGCCUGUGUGGCAACUGGAAUGGCGAUGCAACAGAUGACAUGGUCAUGCCUGACAACCGCCCUGCCAAAUCGGUUGCCAUUUUCGGCGAAAGCUGGAAGUCGAGGGAUGACCCGCGCUGCUCCAGUGACUGCGGUGGCAAGUGCCCCAAGUGCGAUCCCAAAUCGAUGCCCCGCUACCAGAAGAGCGAACUGUGCGGAAAGAUCACCAACCCCAACGGCCCCUUCAAGCUCUGCCACGGCAAAGUCAGUCCCAAUUCGUACUUUGACGACUGCGUUUUUGACAUGUGCCUGAAUGACGGCCACGCCUCCACCCUCUGCAGUGCCCUCACUGCCUACACUGAAGCCUGCCAGGAAGCCCAUGCGCAAGUCGGCGUGUGGAGAUCUGCCAACUUCUGCCCGACGGGGUGUGAUGAGAACAGCCACUAUGAGGUGUGCGCCAAGGCCUGCCCUUUCAGCUGCCUGGAUCUCUCACAGCCGGAGACCUGCGAUGAGGCGGCAGCCUGUGCAGAGGGCUGCGUGUGUGACGAGGGCUUCGCGCUGAGCGAUGGCGGGUGUGUGCCGCAGACGGACUGCGGCUGCCUGCACGACGACCGCUACUACAAGACGGGCCAGGUCUUCUUCCCGGAGGGCCUGUGUGCGGCUCGCUGCGUCUGCGAGGGGGGCGGGGUGGUCCGGUGCGACAGGAACUUCAGCUGUGGCCCCGAUGAGAAGUGCCAGGUCAAGGACGGGGUGCGGGCCUGUUUCCCCGAUGGAGCCGGAACCUGCUCUGUGUUCGGAGCGUCCACUUACCACUCUUUCGACAGCCGGUCCUUCAACACUUUCGGGAACUGCGUCCUCAUCUUGGCGCAGGUCACGACGGCAGUUCAGCGAAUUCCCUUCACGGUUUCGGUGAAACAGGAGUCCAUCCCUGGAGAGUUGCCAGUCACCAGGAGUGUAGAGAUCAAGGUUAACGGAUUGAAGAUAGCCUUGUUCCCUGGAACCAUUUGGGAAGCAGAGGUGGAUGGUGAGAAAUGCAACCUGCCUUGGUCCCAGGAUGAUAAAAAGGUGAAAGUGUUCCAGAAUGGGCUUUACAUUGUUGUAGAUACGGAUUUUGGCCUGAAGGUGAAGUACGAUAGUGUCUCGGGAGUAAUCACUGAGGUCCCGUCCACUUACAAAGGCGUCAUGCAUGGCCUGUGUGGCAACUACAACGGUGACCCGGAUGAUGACUUCUCCAUGCCCAGUGGACUCCCGGCUUCCACACUAGAUUUCUUUGUCGAAGCCUGGGUUGUGCUCCCGGAAGAUGCGCAGUGCCAGGUCCGGUGCGGCUCAAAGUGUCCCAAUCCCGACGAGGGGAAGAAGCCCGACGCUGAGGAGGCGUGUUACAUUCUGAUGAAGAACAACGGGCCGUUCGCACAGUGUCACUUGGCUGUACCACCCCAAAAAUACUUUGAAGAGUGUGUUCAGGAAAUGAUCCAAUGGCAGGUGAACACCACACUUUGCCCGCACAUACAGAGGUAUGCGGCACUCUGCCAAGCAAUUGGAGUCACCAUCAAGGAGUGGAGAACAAAGACCUUCUGUUAUAUUCAGUGCCCAGAGAAGAGUCACUACGAGCUGUGUGCGGACACAUGCGCCUCCACCUGCGCCUCGCUCAGCGUCUCCUCCCAGUGCCCCCACUGUCACGAGGGAUGCCAGUGUGAUGAAGGCUUCGUGUCCGACGGCAGCAUGUGCGUUCCGCUGGGCAGCUGCGGCUGCGUGGUGAACGGUCGCUACUUUAAGUGUGGAGAAUCUGAAAUGCAAGAGGAAUGCACUCAGAAAUGCAGCUGUAAGAAUGGAGAGUUUUCAUGCAAGGACACAAGCUGUACAGAUACUGAGAUGUGCCUGAUCAAGAAAGGAGUCAUGGGCUGCUACAAAGAUCCCUGUGAAGAGAAAGACUGCCGUGUGAAGGAAGGCUGCAUGUUGGUGGGGAAUGAGGCCGUGUGUGUACCCGACUCAAGGGCAUUCUGUUGGGCCAUGGGCGACCCCCACUAUCAGGGCUUCGACGGUGGGUAUUUCUCAUUCCAGGGAACAUGCUCUUACACACUGGUCAAGACAACUGGAAAGGACCAGACCCUUCCGGCAUUCACCAUCGAGACCAGGAACGGCAUGCGUGGGAAUCCUGAAGGCUCGUUUUUGAGGUCGAUCUUCAUCAAGCUGAAGGGUCACACAAUUUUCAUUCCCUUCAUGGACCGUGGGAAACUGUUGAUUAAUGACACCAUCAGAAAUAUGCCAGUUUUCCUGGAAAAUGGCACCAUAAAGAUCACACAGACCGGUAUAAAGGGGACCCUGAUGACAGACUUUGGCCUAGAGAUUGUUUUCGACUGGAUCUCCAUGUUCAUGGUCACGGUAAGCAGCAGCUACUAUGACAACCUGGCUGGCUUGUGCGGGACCUACAACGAAAACCAGAUGGACGACUUCAAGACGCCUGGUGGUUCGAUCGUGGUCAACAACACCACGGAAUGGGCCCGGUCUUGGGCCGUAGACGACGGCAACCCCUUCUGCUGGCACUCCUGCCUCGGUGCCUGUCCGACUUGCUCUCAGGAGGCCCAUAAGAUGUAUGAAACCGAGAAGUACUGCGGUUCAAUCAUACAGAAAGACGGCCCCUUCAAUCCGUGUCACGGUGUAGUCGAGCCUGACGAAUAUGCUUCGAACUGCAUUUAUGACGUUUGCUCCAAUGAUGGCCGACAAGAUGUGUUGUGCGCGGCUCUCACCACCUAUGUGGCGGCCUGUCUGGAGACGGAGAUCCAAAACAUUGUUGACCCUAAGUGGAGGGAAAUUACCAACUGCACCUGGCCCUGUCCUGAGAACAGCCACUAUGAGCUGUGCAGCAGCCCCUGUCCUGCCACCUGUGCGGAACCCGAUGGCCGGGACAACUGCUCCCUGCCCUGCACCGAGGGCUGCCACUGUGAUGCCGACCUGGUGCUCAGCGGAGACAAGUGCGUCCACUUCGAAACCGAGUGCGGGUGCAUGCAGGGCGACCGCUACUACAAGCCUGACGAAACCUUCUGGGACGACGACGAGUGCCAAAGCAAGUGCACAUGCGAUGGGAAGACCCAGACCGUGCGGUGCGAGAAGAGGGGGUGUACGAAGAACGAGCACUGCGGGGUGGUCGGCGGCGUCCGGGACUGCUACCCCACCCACUUCAAGACCUGCCUGGCGCGGGGGGACCCCCACUUCGUGACCUUCGAUGGCGUGCGCUUUGACUUCCAGGGAAACUGCAUCUACCAGCUGGCCACGGUCUGCUCCAAAGUUAACGAGCUGGAGCAGUUCAACAUCACACUGGAGAACAACAACCGGGGCAGCCGGCGCGUGUCUUUCGCCAAGGUGGUGACGGUCUCCACGGCCCACGCUGUUUUCACCAUGAGCCGAAAUUUCCCCGGAAGGGUCCUGGUCGAUGGUGUCCUGACCUCCCUCCCCUUCUACCUCAACGACACCGUAGCAAGGAUCUACCGGAGGGGCCGCCUGGCUGUUUUGGAGACUCAUUUCGGUCUGACGGUCACCUACGACUGGAAGAGCUCGGUGCGCGUCACGGUGCCGAGCACGUACCACGGCGCCAUCUGCGGCCUGUGCGGCAACUACAACGGCGACCCCACCGAUGACCUCCGCCUCCCCGGCGGGGCGCAGGCCAAGAAUCCCACGGAGUUCGGGGACAGCCACCUGGUCGGGGAAACUCCCGGGUGCUCGCCCGUCUGUAAGGACUGCGCCUCGCCCUUGCUGAAGCCUGGGACGCCGCUCCCGGACUAUGUCUCUCAGUGCGACGUCAUCACCGACAGGACUGGCCCGCUGCGGGACUGCCGGGACAAGGUAGAAACCUUUCAGUACCACGAAAACUGCGUCUUUGACGUCCAUCUGAAUCAGGGUCUGCAGAAGGCGGCCUGCGACCUCAUCGAGGCUUACAUUGAGGACUGCCAGGAAAAGGGCGGGAAGAUUGAAGAAUGGCGAAGCAAAGACUUCUGCGCCUUCUCCUGCCCCGUGAACAGCGCGUACAAUCUGACGGCCCCGGGAUGCCCUCCCACGUGCUACAGCAUGGCUGCCCCGCCAGGCUGCAAGGCCAGCUGCAGAGAGGGAUGCCAGUGUAACCCCGGCUUCAUGCUGAGCGACAAGCAGUGCGUGUCGCUCCACGACUGCGGCUGCAGUCACGAGGGCCGCUACUACAAGUCGGGCGCCGAGUUCUACAGCGACAGAACAUGCCGGAAGCACUGCACCUGCAGCUCGGGCGUGCUGGACUGCCGGCCGAGUGCGUGCGGCCCCCAGGAGACCUGCUCCGUGGUGGACGCCGUCCUCGGCUGCUUCCCGAAAAGCGACGCCACCUGCGUGCUCUCCGGCAACUCCUACUUCCACACGUUUGACCGCCGGGGCUUCAACUUCUGGGGCCCCUGCGGAUACACCCUGGUGCAGGGGUCCGAGGCUGCAGGACAGCAGCGCUUCCACGUGGGCGCCCAGAUGGAGCCCAGCAAGAAGUCCGUGCUGCUGGAGAGCGUGAUGGUCGACGUGUUCGGCCACUCGCUCGUCCUGGAGAGGGACUCUCCCUGGCAGAUUGAAGUUGAUGGCGUCCACACAAACUUGCCAGUUUCUCUUAAUGAUGGAAAGCUGAAGGUUACCCAAGAAGGCAGGGGGAUGGUGCUGCAGGCCAGUUUUGGCUUAAGAUUGACCUACGAUUUCCAGACCAUGGUAUCCAUCACUGUACCGUCCACUUACUACGGUCAGGUGUCUGGGCUGUGCGGAAACUACAACGGCAACGCUGACGACGACUUAAAGCUGAGUUCGGGAGUCCAGACCGAUGACGUGAGUGUGUUUGGUGCCGCUUGGCGAUUGGAGGGCGACGAUUUGACCUGCGGCAGUGCUUGUCCCAAAGAUGGCUGUGCCAAGCCGGACAAUCAGGUGAGAAGCAAACUGGGAAAGCGAAAGAAGUGUGGCCUGAUCUCCGAUGCCAACGGGCCACUGGCCGCUUGCCACUCCACGCUGCCCCCUGCUGGUUUUCUACAGACCUGCAUCUACAACAGUUUCCUUGCAGGUGCCAACGCGGAAUCUGUUUGCUCAGGGAUAGAGGCAUAUGUCUCUGCCUGCCAGGCAGCCGGCGUUACUCUGAAAGCCUGGAGAACUGAAAGUUUCUGUCCUGCUGAUGAAUGCCCGGUUAACAGUAACUACACCCUCUGUACGCACACCUGCUCCAGCAACUGCAAUAGCCUCACCAGCCCAGAAAUCUGCCCAAAUGUCUGCCUUGAGGGUUGCAAGUGCGAUGAUGGGUUUGUUGCUGAUGGAAACCUGUGUGUGCCUGUUCAGAAAUGUGGCUGCAGCAUUAAUGGAACAUACCUGAAGAGUGGAGAGACGGCAUACAUGAGUAAGUGCUCCCAGAGGUGCAGGUGCAGCGCACACAACAACCCGGUGUGUGAAGCAACCGCCUGCCCCGCCGAGACUUCGUGCGACAUCGCUAACGGCUUCCUGGAAUGCCUUCCUGCCAACAGCACCUGCACCUUGAACAAUGGCAACUCGAUCACAUCCUUCGAUGGAAACAAAUUCGAAUUCAAGGAGAAGGGACACUAUGCAUUGUUCCAUCCCAGUUCCACUAAGUUGCGUACGAGGUUCAAGGUGGGAGCAAAAAUCCAACUCCUCAAUGGACGGUUAACCCUGGCAGGGGUCCAGGUUGUAUUUGAAGGCACAGAGGUCAUAGUAUCACCACAAAAUACAGUGUGGGUUCAAAAUGAGCCAGUGUCGUUGCCAUGGGUAUCAAAGAAAAAAAGGCUUGAGGUCAACAAAACAGACCGCGAUAUAAAUAUCCUCUACCAUGGGAAAGUGGCAGUGACCCUGAGAAUUCAAGGUGACAUGUCGGUGACAGUGUCCAGAUCUCUGCUCAGCCACGUGAGGGGUCUCUGUGCUUCCCACCGCCCAGGGCCCCAAAAGAUCAAAUGGAGCCACAUGGCCUUCACCAAAAACAUGAAGAACCUGCUUGGCAAAUUGUUCGCUUGGAAAUUGUUCGGUGACUGACCCCACACCUGCUAAUUCCAUUUUGUAGGCUACUAAAUGGAAAUUAGCAUUGUGCCUUGAACUGUAUGACUGAUUCAAUCUCUCUAAGCACCAUGAUUUUAUGAAAUCGUUAAAAAAAACAAAAAAAAAAAACAAAACAUAUACUCAAAACACUAAUAAAAAAGCGUUCU